Molecule: messenger RNA, 2286 nt
Organism: Mizuhopecten yessoensis (Yesso scallop)
Lineage: Eukaryota; Metazoa; Mollusca; Bivalvia; Pectinida; Pectinidae
Product: beta-1,4-N-acetylgalactosaminyltransferase bre-4-like
Exons: 8
Coding region: 242-1324 (360 amino acids)
Biological process (GO): glycosphingolipid biosynthetic process; carbohydrate metabolic process
Molecular function (GO): N-acetyl-beta-glucosaminyl-derivative 4-beta-N-acetylgalactosaminyltransferase activity
Source: RefSeq, a predicted model, not a curated record
AGGCAUAAACCGGAAGCAGACGAAAUACCAUAUUGAAAUUUAUGAAGUCAAAAUGCUUCGGGCAAAAAAGUCCUGCUAAUUGAUAUAGAAAUGGAAUAAUGGAAGAACAAACGAAAUCAAUAAGACGUUAUGUCUCUAGGACGGUGGACUAGAACCAAGAGUUGACCACCGGACAGCACAGAACCUUCACACAAGGCAACCUUAAGACGAUUUGGAUCCGGAAAGGAGUGGAACUCGAGGAAUGGAGAAAAAUAUUAAAAGUUUAAAAUGUUCACGAAACGGCAUAUUUAAAAGAUGUAUAGCUGCCGUCCUGGUUUUCACAACAUUAAACCUUGUGAUAUAUAUGUUGUUCGAUUACUUUGGUGUCUUUGGUAUCAACAAAAGAAUGAGAAACUUGUUGAUUUAUAGUAAAAAUGUGUCACACGAAGUAGAACACAUGCUUCAGCAGUUAAAUGGGACUAUACAUCCUUUGACAAAAGCCUACACCUCUCGGAGCCCCUUACCCGAUUGUCCGGACGUCCCUCCAAAACUAGUUGGGCCUCUAGCUACGUAUUUGAAUUCUCCAUCUUUUGCUGAAUUGGAAGCUGAAUACUCGCUGUUACUUUCCGGUGGCUGUUAUUCCCCUGUGGAAUGUGAAAGCCGUCACAGGGUGGCUGUGAUAAUACCGUACCGGAAUAGGGAGAAACAGUUACGACGCUUCCUGUAUAACAUGCAUCCUUUUCUACAAAGGCAGCAGAUACACUACGGAAUUUAUGUUAUUGAACAGUCGGGAAACAACACGUUUAAUAGAGCGCUGUUAAUGAACAUUGGUUAUGCCGAAUCUUUGAAGAUACAAAACUACAAUUGCUUCGUGUUCCAUGACGUUGACCUGAUACCGGAAGACGAUCGGAUACACUACGGCUGCGGGGAACAACCUCGCCAUCUAUCGGCUGCUAUUGAUAAAUUUCAAUACAGACUUCCUUACACAGGUUUAUUUGGAGGUGUUUCACAAAUUCCAAAAGAGGCCUUCGUAAAGAUAAACGGAUUUUCAAACAAAUAUUUCGGUUGGGGAGGGGAAGAUGACGAUUUAUGCUCGAGGGUACGAGCUGAGGGCUACACGAUACAAAGGUACCCCAUAAAUAUUGCCAGGUACAAGAUGAUUAAUCAUCAUCAUGAAAGCGGUAACGCCGAGAACCCAAAGAGGUUUGGUUUGCUUCGAGAUGCAGCAAAACGAUACAAAGCGGACGGACUGAACAGCCUCAAGUACAAUGUGUUAAACAUAAGUUACAAGAAGCUGUAUACACUGAUCUCUGUGGAGGUCAAACAAUCCGACUAUGACAAGUGACAAAACGUGAUGCGCAUGCCAAGUGGAUACACGUGAACGAUACGUUGAGUACGCUGUCUCUGUGCAACAAACCUCCGUAACCCGCUGUGUCACGUGUGACACACUCUGAUGUCACGUGUGACACAUUAUGAUGUCAAGUGUGACACAUUCUGAUGCCACGUGUGACCUACUCUGAUGCCACGUGUGAUAUUAUUUGAUGCCACAUGUGACAUACUCUUUACCAUAGAAAAAAAUCAAAGCAUUUACAUGGGAGAAAAAAUAACUUCCUGCGUUACCUUGACUGACAGUCAAUACAACUGGUCAUGACAAACUUCUACUUGCUCGUUGUUCUUUCCAAAGAAAUGUUUUCGAGUUGCUUUGGGUUUAUAUAUUUAUUUCGAGUUUUCUUUUAAGAAUACAGAUCGAAUACUGUGCAAACUAUUUCACUUUGUUUACAAAAUGCUUUGGAGUUUUCUUACAGAUCCCUAGAUGACGUAAACAAACAAAAAUGGUUAAGUAGUCCAUUGUUUUAGUACUUUUAUUUAUUUAUUCGGGGUUGAACGUCCUCUCAAAAACUGAGGACUUAUGAAGACGGGUGCACAAGGAGGCACCACCUAACAGAAAUGGUAGGAAGGUUAAAAACAGCUGAUGCCUCGAGGUCCAAAAUGUUACAAUAGGGGAAGUAUAGAUCUCUUUCGGAUUCUUUCAACAAGCAGGAGACCCAGAAGAAACAGAGGAACACCGCUGGUUAUGAAAUGAGUUCUACAUCAGCCGCCUCUUACGACGAAAUGCAGUAAGAGACAGCAGGCUUAUUUCUUCCUCUGGUAUUGAAUUAAUUCAAGCUGCAUUUUUAUCCACAACUGUUGUUAUAAUCAUUUAUCAUUAUCAAUAUAUGAAAGUUUCUAAAUGCAUUUUGUACAUGACAUAGGGCUACAUAUGGUAUAUAUAUACGUCUGCGCAAUAAAUGAGUGCUUUCUGAUUCG